CAAAAAUUGAGAUGCAUUGAAAAAUAAAUAAAUAGAAGAAAAAGAUACGAGAGAGCGACGAAAUAUAUUUUAAAGUGACUUUUUGUCUGUUUAAAUGUAGUAUAAUUAAUAUAUCUCUUAAGUACAACACCGUGAAAAGUUUAUUAUAUAUAGAGGAGGGAAAGAAGCAUAACAAAUGGACAAAAAAAUGAAUCGUGAUGAAGAAGGCCUUAUCUUGCCAAAAAAGUUGAUAAAUCCAUGCUUGGAGUCGAGAGAUCGUCAAAAUUUACAUAGGGAAUUAAUGUUCAACCAGAAAGUUGGAAAAAAUGUGCUCAAUCAAAAAUCGGAACUUCAAAUAGCUCUGCAACGACAAAAGGAACGUCAAUUUUUAGCUGCUCAUUUUGAAACACAAUCAACCCCGUCCAUACAAACGGAACUGGGAAAAGUUAUCACAGAACGUGCUCAAAAACUCGAAAGCUCAUCAAAAGACAUUGACAGCUCACAGAACAAUUCCGAAUUCAAUGAAGAAUAUUUAAAAGCUCGAGCCAAGUUAAGAGCUAGCAACAAAAUACAAGCGUAAUGCAUUAGAAAGGAGACAAAGAAGAAUCUGCAUAUUUUUCGAUUGAUAUUUUUUUAGAAAAAAUUACCAAUGCUUCUCAUUUUUUUUCCUGUGCACCUAAAGACUUUGCAACUUAUCUUAGAUUUAUUCCUGUAAAAAAAAACUUGUUCUUGCUUUAUUACAUAUUGUAAAAAAAGGAAGAUUGUGU
This is a messenger RNA of Chironomus riparius, 746 nucleotides long. Lineage: Eukaryota; Metazoa; Arthropoda; Insecta; Diptera; Chironomidae. The record is from the annotation of a GenBank genome assembly.